Helianthus annuus (common sunflower) is the source of this 1989-nucleotide messenger RNA. Its product is annotated as O-fucosyltransferase 23. The transcript has a single exon. Gene Ontology annotation, biological process: pollen-pistil interaction. Lineage: Eukaryota; Viridiplantae; Streptophyta; Magnoliopsida; Asterales; Asteraceae. The coding region runs from base 550 to 1824 and encodes 424 amino acids. The record is from RefSeq and is a predicted model, not a curated record.
CAUACAAAAGUUUGGAACAAUCUUGUAGAUCAAAACAGGUUGUCAAGAUGGUGAUGGGUGGUUGAAUUGCUUUAAAAUAUUAAACAUUUUCGAUCUUUUUGUCUUUGUCUCAUCAUUUUCUUUAUUUUUCUCUUCAUGCACGGCUCGUGAUCGUCGUUUCCCCUGUUUUUUCCUUUUUGUUUCUACCCGAAAUUCUCAUAAUUCUUUAAAGAUUUUGGUUGAUCCGUUCUGGGUUCAUCAAAUUGAGCUUGAUUAUUGAGUUUUUGAAUAAUUUUGAUCCAAAUUAGGUGGAAAGAUUUGAGCUUUUUGUUCGAAUUUUAGGUCCAACAAACACCCUUGCAAGUGUUUGUUCAAAUGCCUGAGAGAAACAUAUGCUCAAAGAUUGAUCGAUUUCGUUGAAUUGAAUUUGUUCGAGAUCGAAUUGGGCUCACUUUGAUGGUUUCUACAUGGUGAACAGGUGAGAGAUUGUUUUUUUUUUUUUUUUUUUUUUUAAGUUAUAUUAUUUAAUUGAGAUGAGUUUUUGAGUUAUGUUGCAUUUUUUAAUCUUGAAUGGAGUUGUUAAAGUUGAAACAUGUGAAUUUUUUCAAGUGUCAUGUGAGUUAUUUGGUUUCCAUAUGUGUGUUCUUGUUUGUUAUGGUUUUGAUCUUUAGAACUCUUUUACUCCCUAGCCCGUUUCCCUUUGGUCGGUUUAAAAACAACGAAUUCGAGUGGAAUCAUGUAAGAAUGAAGUUCUUAGAGGUGCCUCAAAUCGUUUGGGGAUUAAACAAUCAAAAGAUUGCCUUUGCAAGAGCUUGUUUGACCGCACGAAUGUUGAAUAGAUCUCUUCUAAUGCCUAGUUUAAGCGCGUCUUUGUUUUACAAAGAAAUCGAUCAAUUGGAACCUAUUUCGUUCGAUAAAGUCUUCAACUUUGAGAGGUUUAACUCUCUUUGUGAUGGGUUUGUGCGCGUGAGUCGAUACUCGGAUGUUGGGAAUCGAAGCAAUGUAAUCGAGGUUCAAAAGGGUAGUGGUAGGAGAUGGACACUUGAAAGAGAUCUUGAUCAAUUGAAAGAGUUUAGCAAGCGAGAUUAUGAUGCGUAUGAGACUAUUCGAGUAGUUGGGAAGAACCCUUUUCUAUGGCAUGAUCAUUGGCCCGUUAGCGAUUAUGCAAAGGUGUUUGAAUGUUUGGUUUUAGUAGAUGAAAUCUCCAAAGAAGCAAAUGAAGUCGUGUCGAAGAUUAGAGAGUUUGGAAGUGAAGUAAAGAAUGGUUCUUCUUCGUAUCAAACACCAUAUGUAGCGAUCCAUAUGAGGAUCGAAAAAGAUUGGAUGAUACAUUGUAAAAAUCGAGAACGACGAUCAAAUUUAACGAACAUUUGUAGUAGUAAAGAGGAGAUUACAACUAGAGUAGCGAAUAUUCCCGCCCUAAAACCACCAACGACUCUUUAUCUCGCCGUGGCUAAUGAGCUUCUUGAAGAUGAUUCAAUCUUGAAUGGUUGGAAAGAGGGUAUGCAUCCGGUUGACAAAAAGCGAUUAGGGUUAACCGAAAUUUACAAGAACCAUUCGUAUCUAAUUCAAGCAGCGAUAGACUAUGAAGUUUGCUUAAACGCCGAUGUUUUUGUGGGCAAUAGUUAUUCAACGUUUUCUAGUCUUUUGGUUCUCGAGAGAACUCAAAAGAUAAUCAAAACGGGAAUUUCGCACGCAUGUGGAAACAAUGUCAGAUGGCCUUCGUAUGCUUAUAACAUUGAAGGGGAAUCUGGCGGUCCACAGCUAUGGAUGACAAAUUUAUCCGAUUCAAGCUUACAAGCGAUUAGUUAUGGUUCGAAUAGUGUCUCGUGCCGAAUAGUUUAAAGAUGUUAGGUCAUAUGUGGAUUAAACUAGGUGGUAUGGUCCAACGAUUCUUUUGUUUGUUGAUAUAUUAAUUUUUCAUCAUAUUGUGAUUUCCGAAAGAAUUUAUGCUCUUUGUAUCAUAACUGUUUAUUUCAUAGUUAUAAAAGAAAUUAACAUAUUAACUUU